Oncorhynchus gorbuscha (pink salmon) is the source of this 3244-nucleotide messenger RNA. RefSeq names its product DNA repair protein XRCC1-like. Gene Ontology annotation, biological process: double-strand break repair via nonhomologous end joining; single strand break repair; base-excision repair. Gene Ontology annotation, cellular component: nucleus. The record is from RefSeq and is a predicted model, not a curated record. Bases 337 to 2241 code for a protein of 634 amino acids. The transcript has 18 exons. Gene Ontology annotation, molecular function: damaged DNA binding. Lineage: Eukaryota; Metazoa; Chordata; Actinopteri; Salmoniformes; Salmonidae.
UUACAUUGGAGGUUGUGACUCGAGAGGGAUUUGGUGAAAUUCAGUGGUCACGGUUCAGUCUCCAAAUACAUUCCGGCUGUUUCUGUCCGCCUUCACAUGAUAAUAAAAUUCACAGGGAAGUAAAAUACAAUAUAUUAAAUACAGAAAUGUUAAACAGUGUACUUCUAUGGAGCAUUAGAGGCGUUUUGUUUGCUAUAAACUAGCCAUGAACGUGUUCCAUUGUUUGCUAACCAGGCAAUUGCUAACUAGCUGAAUGCGUAGAGCUUUUCAUUAGCUGAAAAAAAUAAAAAAAUAAAGCGGCAUUACUUUUUUGACAAGUCAAGUGACUAGCGCAAAAUGCCGGAGAUAAAACUCAUGCAAAUCGUGUCUUGCAGCACUGAAGACAAUACUCACAAGGCUGACAACCUGCUGAGCUCGGACACAUACAGAAAAUGGAAAGCAGCAAAGGCAGGGGAGAAACAAACCUCAGUCAUUAUACAGUUUGAGAAAGAAGAGCAGGUGUACAGCAUAGACAUAGGAAAUGAAGGGUCUGCUUUUAUUGAGGUGCUGGUGGGACACUCAACCUCUGUCAAAGACCAGGACUAUGAGGUUCUGCUGGUCACGUCGUCCUUCAUGUCCCCCACGGAGAGCCGUAACAGCACCAACACCAACCGUGUACGCUUCUUUGGCCCUACCCAGCUGGUGAAGGCUCAGGCCCAGGAGAAGUGGGACCGCGUGAAGAUUGUGUGUAGCCAGCCGUACAACAAGAGCAUAGCAUACGGAGUGGCCUUCGUGAAGUUCCAUUCACCAUCAGAAAAAAGUGAUCUACCAACCACAACAACACCGAAGUUGACCAAGCUUGGCCAGUUUCGGGUGAAGGAUGAGGCCCCCUCGGCUUGCCCUAGUCUUCAGCCAGGCAGCCUCUUCUUCAACAGAGAGAGCACCUCCAAAGGCAGCCCAGCGCUCAAGGUUUCGCAGACUGAGAAACAGACUGAGAAGCUCAGCUAUGCAGCUGCCACCCUGCAGUCUGGGUCUGGGUCUGGCCACUCCUCAGCCCCACCGUCCUCCAGCUCUCCACCACCACAGGCACCAGUGAAGAGGAAGUUUGAGUUCAGUAAAGAGCGCCGGUCUGCCCUCGCUCCACCCCCCUCAAAGAAACCCAGCCCUAUGGGCUCCCCUGAACUGGGCACUACCACCCCGAAACCCAAGGUGAAACCCAGCACAGCCAGUACUCCCAGCCCCAGCACUGACAAAGCCUCCCCUGCCCAGAAUACCCCAGACACCAAGAAGAAGGAGAGCCUGCCCAAACCAGAAGCCAAGUCCAGACCCAAACCCUCCAAAGCCCAGUCCAGCUCCUCUGAGGCCCCUGUUCCCCUCAACAAGAUCAUGGAGGGGGUGGUGUUUGUGCUGAGCGGCUUCCAGAACCCCUUCCGGGGGGACCUGAGGGACAAGGCCCUGGCCAUGGGGGCCAAGUACCACUCUGACUGGACCCCUGAUGCCACACACCUCAUCUGUGCCUUCUCCAACACCCCCAAGUACAGCCAGGUGAAGUCAGCAGGGGGCGUCAUCGUCCGGAAGGAGUGGGUGCUGGACUGUCACAAGAGGAAGCAGAAGAUUUCCUUCAAACAGUACCUGAUGGACGGAGCGGAGUCCAGCUCGGAGGGGAGCGACGAUGAGGAGAGUGAGGAGGAAAAAGAGAGGAAGACUCCACAAAAGAGGAGAGAAGAAGAACGGCAACCCACUCCCAGAAAGACCCCCAUCAAGAAAGAGGAGGAUCUGUAUGGUGGUUCCACAGACGCAGAUGAACCAGGAGAUGAGUCUGGCAUGGACACGGAGGAUGAGCUGAAGAGGGUGGAGAGCGAGAGUCGGCAGAAGAAAGGAGAGAAGGAGAGAAAAGGAGUGGAGGAGGAGGACCCUUUUGGAGGUUCGACUGACGUGAACACUGACGCUGAGGCCGAGGAGGACGAGCCCAUCCCUGAGCUACCAGAUUUCUUAACUGGAAAGCGAUUUUUCCUUUACGGCAAGUUCCCCAACAAUGACAGACGCCUACUCCUGCGUUACAUCAUCGCCUUCAACGGGGCGGUGGAGGACUACAUGAGUGAGAAGGUCCAGUUUGUUGUCACCAGCGAGGGAUGGCACGACUCCUUUGAAGACGCACUGAUGGAGAAUGGUAAUUUAAGCUUUGUCAAACCCACAUGGAUUUUUGCCAUCAACGAUCGACAGAAGACGCUGCCAUAUCAGCCCUACACUGUUGUCCCUUGAGACUUGCAUUUGCCAACGUGCUCACACACACACACACACACACACACACACACACACACACACACACACACACACACACACACACACACACAACAGUAUUGUACCUGUCCAAAGGGUAGGAGAGGUGUACAUUGAAGCCAUAGACAUUAGCUCUUCUCAGAUCCCUAGGUAAAUGAAACCAAGCAACGUGCCAUUUUGGUACAAAUGCCUUAACUUUACUUUAGGCCAUCCAGAGAGAUGGAUGAAAUGGUUUCCCUACUAGAGAUGGCAUAUCUUCAAAGACGUAUCAGUACCGGUGCAUAAAAAUAACUCUCCUAACUGUCUCACUUUCAGGGCUUUUUAAAACAACAUAUCUCUGCUUCACCUCCACUACCUCAGGGUCCAUGUCGAAACUCCAGUUAUCAUGUCCUGAAAAGCCACUGGCUUUGAUAGAGGGGAGUGUAUGAGUGUUAGGAGCAACAUAAAGAGACCUAGGUGUAGCCGGAAUGGCACCCUAUUCUCUAUAAAGGGCCCUUGUCAAAAGUAGUGCACUACAUAGGGAAUAGGGUGCCGUUUACAGGCGUAAAGGUGUUAGUUAUUUAAGGUCACUGACAAUCGAGGCCAAUAUGAAAUAUGAAUAGAAAAGAAGGCCUUUGUCCUUGUUGCUAUGUAGGAAUAUGAAAUAGGCUUCAAGGUUUGGUUGGUAUUCCUCUCAUCUUACUAUUUUAUUUUUCAGCAAGUCCGCUUUGGGCAAAUGCAUGGGAUUGUAGUGUAAUUUGUAACAUGUAGAAUUACGUGUACUUUUGUUUUAUUCAUGUUGUAUGCUUUUUGAAUUGUAAACAGAAACUAUUGUGUGAGGAUCCAAUAAGUCCUGUUUUUGCUUGUUUUUUUUGUAAGUAUGUGUGAUGUGUUCCUUAUUUUUCCUGUCUGGAUUCGACUUGUUUAUUACAGCAUCUUAGCUUUGCUUUCAGAUUCUCCCCCCCCCCCCCCCCUCCAAAAAAAAAAAAUAUUUGAUUAAUUAAAA